Panicum virgatum (switchgrass) is the source of this 2538-nucleotide messenger RNA. RefSeq names its product F-box protein At4g18380-like. The record is from RefSeq and is a predicted model, not a curated record. The coding region runs from base 884 to 2188 and encodes 434 amino acids. The transcript has a single exon. Gene Ontology annotation, molecular function: protein binding. NCBI's taxonomy places the organism in Eukaryota, Viridiplantae, Streptophyta, Magnoliopsida, Poales, Poaceae.
CUCUGCCCACGGCCGUGCACGGCACGAGCUCGAGGACACGACGAGAGCCGGGCGAUCCCUCCGGUGGCGGUGAGGCCAGCCAAACCCCACGGAGACGGUUACGAUCCUUUCUUCUGAAAAAAAAUGAGCACCGCACAGCGACGCGAGUACUGAACUCUUGCUUUUGGGAAAGGACUGGCCGUUCUUAGGACGCUUUAAUUUGCUGCGGGGGGAAUUAAAGAAAGGGGCCUUUUCUUCCCCGUUCGGAAUAGAGAAUGCAGGGGCACCCAUCAUCCUGCUGAGUGCAGCACCAGCAGCUCGAUUGGGUUUUGGUUAGAGUAGAGUGGGUCAUGAUUAGCGCGAGCGCCUCUUUAUCCCGGGGAAAAGGCUGCACAUUCGAUCUCAUAGAUCUUGCUGUCGCCCUCCCCCUUUCUUUUUGCAACGAAAACCUCGCUUUCUUCGCGCUCUGGAAUGGCUUCUUUUUAGAAUCUGAUGAAUGUUGAUUCUUGCAUUACAUAACUUGUCCAAUUUUCGUUCAAAAUCUGUAGUUUUUGAAUUUUUUAAUGAAAAAGGUCUUAUACUGAUGGACAGAAUAAGUGUGCUUCACAGUGAAGGAAGCAAAAUGGCGUCACAGGUGAAUGGGCAAUGUGAAGGAAUGACGAGGUACUAAUUACCGGGUAGUACUGACUACCACCGAGAGUACCGUUGCCCAGAUUCUGCAGGAAGGGGAUCGAGUGAGACGAGGAGGAGGAUUAAUUGAUUAACCUAAUCUCGUAGGACCAGGAGGGUCAGAGAGAUAAGAGGGGAACGGUAGGGGGAAAAAAACGAAAAGAAUUCACUCACCCUCCCUCUCUCCUCUCUAACGGUAUGAUUAGGGCAGGGCAUCCGACCCCGACCGCCAGCCAUGGCCGGGCUUAACAAACGGUCGCUCUCCUCCCCCGCCUUUAUAAGCGCCUCUGCCGCGCCUUCACUCGCCACCACCAUCCCCUUCCUACCUCACCUACUCUCCCCUCCCCUCCCCGCCUCCUCAUCCUCCCUGCUCCGGCCGCAGCGGCAGCGAGAAUCCGAGGCGGGCAGCAUGCAGUCCAAGCACCGGAUCUUCGCGGAGGACCUGCUCCUCGCCGCGGAGGGGGAGGACCACUUCGACCGGGUGCCGGACUCGCUGGUCCUCAUCAUCUUCAACAAGCUGGCCGACGCGCGCUCGCUGGGCCGCUGCUCCGCGGUGUCGCGCCGCUUCAACGCGCUCGUCCCGCUCGUCGACGACGCCUGCCUCCGCAUCGACCGCGUCAUCCCGGCCGACGGCGCGGACGGUGCCGGCGUCGACGCGCUCGGCCUGGCCGGGGCGCCGCGCCCGCGCGCCGUGCUCUCGCACCUCCUCAAGGCCAUGCUGCAGGCCGUGCUCAAGCCCUUCGCGCACUGCGACGCCAAGUCCGGCGCCGGGGCGCACGGCGCCAAGCACGCGCAGCUGCAGCACCACUCGCCCGCCCAGGUGCUCAAGAACUUCAGCAGCAUCCGGAACCUCCGCAUGGAGCUCCCCGUCUCCGACGUCGGCACCGACGACGGCGUCAUCCUCAAGUGGAAGGCCGUGUUCGGCAGCACGCUCCAGAGCUGCGUCAUCCUCGGCGGCACCAAGGUGGAACGGGCUGCCGCUGCCGGCACCCACGACGCCUCUGUGCCUGCCGCCGCCGCCGCCGCCGACUCUGAUGCCACGGGCGACGACAGCGGCAGCAUCCCGGAGUCCUUCUACACCAACGGCGGCCUCAAGCUGCGCGUGGUCUGGACCAUCAGCUCCCUCAUCGCCGCGGCCACCAGGCAAUACCUCCUCCGCGAGAUCGUCAAGGAGCACCCCACCCUGGAGCAGGUUGCGCUCACGGACGCGCACGGCCAGGGCACCCUCAGCAUGGGGCGCGACCAGCUCAAGGAGUUCAGGGACAAGCCGCUCGCCGCCGCCGCCGCCGCCAACCGCACGCAGGUGCCCGCCUGCAACAUGAAGCUCCGCUACGCGCCGCUGCUGGAGCUCUCCGACGGCACGAGGAUCCACGGCGCCACGCUCGUGGUCAUCAAGCCCGUCGGCGAGACCGGUGGCAUCGGCGGCGGCAGGAAGGAGCUCGACGACUUCGUCGCCGACACCUUCGACGGGCCCUUCAGGGAGGCCGUGGGAGUCCUCAGCAAGCGCCGCACCUACCUGCUCGAGAUGAACGGCUUCUAGUCUAGCUAGGCUCCACCUCCGGACCUCCCUCCCGUGCACUGCAAGACUGCAACGGCCAGAACAGCAACCACCUCCAUGGCUCCAUGGCAAUGGGCAAUGACGACUAGGUUGCUCUGCUCGCUUCAGCUCGGCCCGGCUCAGAGAUCGGCGGCAUACUGAGGUGUUCCUCCUUGUAACAAUCAACGCUGAUGCCGCGCUCGAUCUCUCAUCUCUCGUUACUGCCUUGGCAUCGUUGUGACACAAUAAUCGAAUGGAGUGGGCAGCACCUGCAGCCACUCCAUUACAUUUUGGUGCUAUGAUGAAUGGAUGAAUCAAUGGAUGGAAUGAAAAUCAAUCACAUUUUCAGUCAA